Carassius auratus (goldfish) is the source of this 3042-nucleotide messenger RNA. RefSeq names its product P2Y purinoceptor 2-like. Gene Ontology annotation, biological process: G protein-coupled receptor signaling pathway. The transcript is spliced from 2 exons. Gene Ontology annotation, cellular component: plasma membrane. The record is from RefSeq and is a predicted model, not a curated record. Bases 212 to 1189 code for a protein of 325 amino acids. Gene Ontology annotation, molecular function: G protein-coupled UTP receptor activity; A1 adenosine receptor binding. Lineage: Eukaryota; Metazoa; Chordata; Actinopteri; Cypriniformes; Cyprinidae.
CUUUUGUACCUUUAUUUCUGAGAGUGUGCCAAGUGAUUGACAGGCCAUUGACCAAUGAGAGCAGGCUUGAGGCGUGUUGACAUGAGUAGUCCCGCCCACCAUGAAGAAAUGCAGCAUGAUCAGGCAGAGGAAGAUCAGGACUGUGCGGGUAUGAAGAGCACAAGGGGACAUUCCUGAAAAUAAACUGCCGAAAACACAUAUCUGAUUGAGAAUGGCAAUGCUUAACAGUACUGGAAUACUGGAGACUGGAACUAAUGAUAGUCAAGUCUACCGUUGUACUUUAAAAGAACAAUUCAAGUACAUUCUCCUGCCGGUGAGUUACACUUUGGUGUUUGUGUUCGGUCUGGGGUUGAACAUCACGGCCAUGUACAUCAUCCUGUUUCGCACCAAACACUGGAAGCCCAGCACCAUCUACAUGAUCAACCUCAACGUCUGUGACACGCUUUACAUCCUCACCCUGCCGUUCCUCAUCUACUAUUACGCUGAUAAGAACGACUGGCCGUUCGGUGAGCUGAUGUGUAAGCUGAUUCGCUUUCUCUUCUACACAAACCUCUAUGGAAGCAUCCUCUUCCUCAGCUGCAUCAGUCUGCACCGGUUUCUAGGCAUCUGCCACCCGAUGCGCUCUUUGUACUGGAUGAACCGCCGGCGUGCUCGUAUGAUUUCUGUGGGAAUAUGGCUGAUCAUUCUCAUCUUACAGGCACCACUUCUUUAUUUCUCCCGGGUGAGACAUAAUAAUAAUAAUCUGGUCUGUCAUGACACCACCAUCAAGGAGCUCUUCAAUGACUUUCUGGUCUACAGCACGGUGGUGAUGUUUCUGCUUUUUGUCCUACCGUUUGGGGUGGUGCUGGUCUGCAGUGGCCUGAUGGUGAAGAAACUUCUUGAUCCCGGAGAUCUCAGAGAACCAAUGUCACAGUGCUCCAAACAGAAGUCGGUGAAGAUGAUUGUUAUUGUGCUCUUGGCUUUCAUGGUGUGCUUCUUGCCUUUCCAUGUGAACCGCAGUAUAUACUACACAUUACGUUACCUUGACAAACACGACUGCAGCAUAAUACGUCUCUCCAAUAAUAUCUACAAGGUCACGCGACCUCUGGCCAGUCUCAACAGCUGCAUUGACCCCAUCCUCUACUUCAUGGCAGGACAGAGCUUCAGAAACAGCUUCAACAAGAAAUCAAGAAUAAAGACUCACAAAUAACAUUCAUUAUUAUAGUAAAAAAUCUGGAUUUUUACAAAUAUCUGUAUUUCAUAGAAUGACCCGGGAAGAUCCUGGCCAGGAUUUCUAAACUGGCUAAAAUGUGUUCCAUUUGUGUUGCAUUGCUUUGACCGUUUUCUGUAGAUCCCAUCUUCUUAGAUGCCACGAUCGGUCGAUUAUGCAUAAUGCCUGAAGGCCAUUGGUCAAACUACUGUAUGUCAUUACUUCUUUAACAAGUAUGAAAACAAUGCCAGAACCAGACAUUUAAGGCAGUUGAGAAAUCCUGGCCAUGAAAAAAAAAAGAGAGAACUUUUCACCAUGCAUUUAAUCAUUUCACACACGUAGCUAAUUCAGAAGCAAGUUUGAAUUAGCAACAGAUAUCCAAUCACGUGCCUCACCUGUCAAACAGUGACAGAGAGCAUUUACUCCUCCCUUAUAGCUGCCUUCACUCAUGUCGUAAUGAACGUAAUUCUGAAAUUGACAAUAUGUGGCAUUCUUUCUUCUCUGAGCUCUUCAAAGCAGGGUUGCCAAGUCCUCUGUGGGUUUUUGGGCCGGUUUUGUUGCGAUGACCUAGCAGCCCUGUUUACAAUUCAUACAAUUCAAUUCUCUGAAUUAUGCAUUUAUCCAUUUAGAUUUUGCAUGCUCAAAGUAUACUGUGACGCUGCAUAAUUAACUAUUUAAAGUGUGAAAAGCCAUAUUGUUUAUAUUACUGUAACAAUUUCCUGGUAAUCAUCAGGUUAUUGCAUAUAAUCCGUCCAAUAGCAUGUGAGAUCAGAAUAGUGUGUUAGUAUACUGAAAAGGCCAUAUAUUAUACAGUGUUUUCUGUGGAUUUUUAAAGUGUAAAUUGUAAUGUUUUUAUUUUAUAUCACUUUUAUCUAUUCCUAAUGCUCAAAAAUGCAAAAGCCCAUUUUACACCACUCUUCAAAGAAGUUUGGGUCAGUAAUUUUUUUUUCUUAAAGAACUGAAUACUUUAAAAAAAAAAAAAAGUCACCAAAGAAGAAGAACCAAAAAGGGGGUUUCGUAACGAUGGCAUAGAGGAACUGUCACAAGGUAAGCUUGUUGACAGACAAGAGACUACCUGGACUUGAUACACAUGCACACAUCAUUAUUUGAUUAUGCCAGAAUUUACCAUUUUAUAAAUCAUCAUGGUGUUGUCUGUAAAUGUUGUGCCCAUUUCAAAUGAGUAUGAUGUUGUUGUUGUUGUUGUUUUUGUUAGCCAACAUUUUGUUCAGUUGUUCUUUUUAAAGAAUGUCACAAUACGGUUUAAUUUUACAGUUUAAUCUAGUUUUGUCUGGGGGAAGGGGGGAUUUAUUAUUUCUGUGUAUGUGUAAUGUUUUAUUAUUUUAUUUUCUCCUGUGUAUAAUGUAUGGACCCUGUUUGUUGAUUUGGUAGCCUCAGCCUCAACCAUUCAUCAAAAGGACUGUGAAAGCGGGAAUUCUUUGAACCACCAGAGGCAGUUUCAACAGGAUGAAAAAGAGCAUACCAGUGGAUGAUGGGGGCACUGACAUUAACCUGCUGUAUUCACUCUAUUACACAUUUUUUAUUUCAAGUACUGGUGGUUUUGAUUUUGUCUGGAUGACAUGCUGUCCUAACACAAACUAGUCAGAGCUCAGGUACCACUCAAUAUGCUGCCAUAAUCAAUCAGAAAAUAAGAAAUAUGAGUGUCCAUUUUUCAAAAUUGAGAUUUAUAUAUGAUACGAAGGCUGAAUAAAUAAGCUUACCAUUGAUGUAUAGUUUGUUAGGAUCUAAAAAUUAGGCCGAGAUACAGCUAUUUGAAAAUCUGGAAUGCGAGGGUGCAAAAAAAUUAUAUAUUGAGAAAAUCAUCUUCUUAGUUCUCCAAAUGAAGUUCUUAGCUA